CCAUCUUGGACCCUGUGGAGGCCUGCUGGGAACAGGACUUCUAAAACGACAAAUAUGUCUGGAAGGCUGUGGUCCAAGGCCAUUUUUGCUGGCUAUAAGCGGGGUCUACGGGACCAGAGGGAGCACACAGCUCUCCUGAAAAUUGAAGGUGUAUAUGCUCGAGAUGAAAAUGAAUUCUAUCUAGGCAAGAGAUGUGCUUACGUGUACAAAGCAAAGAACAACACAGUAACUCCUGGUGAAAAACCUAACAAAACCAGAGUAAUCUGGGGAAAGAUAACUCGUGCUCAUGGAAACAGUGGCAUGGUUCGUGCCAAAUUCCGAAGCAACCUUCCUGCUAAGGCCAUUGGACACAGAAUCCGUGUGAUGCUGUACCCUUCAAGGAUUUAAACUUACUGAAAAGUAAAUAAAUAAAAGUGUGGAUUUGU
Eubalaena glacialis (North Atlantic right whale) is the source of this 425-nucleotide messenger RNA. RefSeq names its product large ribosomal subunit protein eL33-like. The coding region runs from base 55 to 387 and encodes 110 amino acids. Lineage: Eukaryota; Metazoa; Chordata; Mammalia; Artiodactyla; Balaenidae. Gene Ontology annotation, biological process: cytoplasmic translation; ribosomal large subunit biogenesis. Gene Ontology annotation, cellular component: ribosome; cytosolic large ribosomal subunit. The record is from RefSeq and is a predicted model, not a curated record. Gene Ontology annotation, molecular function: structural constituent of ribosome. The transcript has a single exon.